AUGCCCCCUACUCAGUCCAACUUCACUCAAAUCGCUCAAACCAUUUGCAAGAGAAUCUCAAAUGUCGUCUCGGAUAGCAUCUUUGCACUACAGCUCGUAUAUUGGCCUUCUAGAGAAUAUACGGGCAUACAGCACCUCCCUCCUGAAAUUCUCAUGGAAAUAUUCUAUUUCUGUCUUCCGUCGGAAACGUUUCCUGAACCGCCCUCGAUGCGUGCGUUACCGCUGAACGUUGCGAGUGUGUGUAGGUCUUGGAGGAGAUUGGCGCUUUCGCUGCCGAAACUUUGGUCGCGGUUUAAGUAUUCGCAGGAUGGAUGUAUCCGACGGGUUUGGGACGAGUAUGCUUAUGGGACGCUUGGAUUGUGGCUUGAGAGAUCGCGGAAUAGGUCGCUUUCGCUUACCUUGGGGAACCAGUAUCGAGAAUGGAUGAAGGCCAAGAAAUGCGAGAAGAUGAUCAAGUACGAGAAGGAGGAUAGCGAACUCUACAAAGAGAUGUUCAGAAAGGUUCUGGAUCAACAGAGAAGAUGGAGACAUAUUCGAAUAGAUUAUGACUUCAACGACCCGGAGAACGUUCUGGAAAUGGAGAUGUCGCAUAUGCCUGUGCUCGAGAGUUUGCAUGUUCAUUUACCAGUGGAGACGACGGCCGUAAUCAUCAACGUUUCUCGGUCACCGCGGCUACGAUCUCUUGAACUCUCGUGCGCAUUCACGCUCACCACAGGAAAAGGGAUGCUUACGAAUUUGGAAAGGUUACAUCUGGAUUAUGGAUGUCGGUAUCUCCGAGCAGCACCAUUACGCGUAGACGAUAUCUUGAUGGUCAUCCGCAAAGCUCCCAACCUCAAAGAACUCUCCGCAGUCGUAUGUGGUGGAGUCCGAAAGGACGAGGCUAAGGCAAUCAAACAAAUCAACCUGGAAGCCCUUCGUAAACUCGCAUUGUCAUUCCCAGAAGGAGACUGUGCAGCUGCCAAGUCCCUUUUGGAUUUAUUUGUUCUUCCUUCGUUACGGAGUCUGAGGAUUGAUCUUCGCGGUGGAGGAUAUCAACUUGGUUUACCUGCUUUACUUACGCGAUCGAAAGCGUCGCUUAAGACGUUUAGGAUAAAGACCUACGCACAUCCCCAUGAUGAAAUCCUCCGCUGUCUACGUCUCAGUCCUGACUUGGUCCACCUUACGAUUGAAACAACAGGCGAUCCAAGAAACCUAAUCCGCGCACUUACCAUCAACCCCGCACUCUUCUACACCCAACCCCGAAGUCAUAGUCAAAAUCAGAACCAAGAUGAAGAACAGCCUCGGAGGAACAUCUGCCCAAAGCUCGAGACGCUCCAGUUCUGUAAUAACGAUAUGCGGUUCUUCUUCGUUGAGUUUGCGGACAUGAUCGCCUCGCGUGAUCGCAACGUACCUUCAGAAGGGAGGAAGCGGUUGAGGGAGGUGAGAAUGAGACAGCAGGAUACGUGGUUUAUGGAGCAGGAUGAGAUCGUACAAAAGAGUAUAGAGAAGGGGCUUAGAUUGGUUGCAAUUGAUAAUUGGUACCGAUGA
Messenger RNA from Fomitiporia mediterranea MF3/22, 1527 nucleotides. RefSeq lists its product as uncharacterized. Lineage: Eukaryota; Fungi; Basidiomycota; Agaricomycetes; Hymenochaetales; Hymenochaetaceae. Gene Ontology annotation, molecular function: protein binding. The transcript has a single exon. Bases 1 to 1527 code for a protein of 508 amino acids. The record is from RefSeq and is a predicted model, not a curated record.